GAGAGAGAGAGAGAGAGAGGCGGGGAUCGUCGGCGCAAGGCAAAACGGAAAAUCCGUCUUCGACAAUAAGAAUCAAGAUCAUUCACCGUAUCUAUCUGUAGCUGAAUACAGACGCGUUCGGUGCGCCGAUUUCAUAUCCAAGGGGGAAAACAAAACGAUUUUAAAGGCAACUCGGGUGGAAACGAGAUGUUUUUGGUUUAAGCGCUUGAAGUGGAACUUGGGUAGCCGAAGUCUUGGGCGUAUUUCCACUUUUGUUCGAUACGGUCGAAUUGAAAACCAACCGACGUUGAGCGCAUCAAAUCUCCCCCGAGCGCCCGGUGCUGAUGAGGGCUUUGUCGGUGUGAUCGGUGCGCGAUGGCCGCUUCGGGCGGACAGAAGAGUGAGAAGUUAGAUGAAGCUCAGGCUUUAGCCAGGAGUUGCGCAGGACGACCGGACUUUCUGCCCUGCGAUGGACUAUCCAUCUGCGCCACACACAGCCACGGGAAAUGUUUCAAGCUGCACUGGUGCUGUCAUCUGGGUUGGUGCCACUGCUCUCAGGCGGAACCAGUGUUGUUUAAAAUGGAACGACAAGGAUCCUCCUGGGAACUUGACUGACACUUGUCCUACUUGUAAAUACGUCUACCAACCUAUGACCAGCGUAUGCCAACUUCCCAGCACAGCGGUUCCAGUCGCUCCCUCAGGUCAUACGCACACUAUGAACUUGUCCAUCUCGCUGGCUGAACGUUUUCUCAGGACAGCUCCCAAGUUCCAGGCUCCACCCUGCCCUGAGUCUCCCAAGUUCUGUGUCAUCUCUGACCUCUUUGUGGAUGAUUACAUGGUCAAGCGUAUUAAUGGUAAAAUGUGUUACGUGCAAAGGCCUCCCCCGCCUACACCAAAUCCCACACACCAACCUCAAACGGCGGCACCUCAGCCUGUGCCCCAACGUUCCAAAAACAGUCAUCAAGUGGGCCCAACUGUUAAACAAGGCCAAGCAAAGGAGAAGAUCUCAGCCCCUAAAAUGGACCACUGCUCCUCUCCCUCCAGCUCAGAGGACUCUGGAAUCAAUGCAUUGGGUUUGCACUACAUGGAAUCAUGCGACGAGGACUCUUGUGUAGAUGACGAUGACGAGGAAGAAGAGGACGAUGAGCUGAGUACUGAUGGAAACUCCAGCCCAGGUAGCUUCUGGGACCAGGACGAGUGCACUUUACUAUCACCAUCUAAAUCAAUCGUUGAGAUCAUUGAGAAGAUUGAGACUACAGUUUGAUGCACCUGUCAGUCAAUAGCACAAAUGGAAUUCCUCAGUCACAGAAACACUUCCCUUCACCAUCCUGUCUGCAGGUGCAUGAGUUCAAUGAGCCAGUGCAAGCACACACUCCUUGUUAUGGCAAUGCAAUUCGAGGUUGUCCCAGAAAAACCCUCGAGAGAUGAGUCACAAGGACUUCUCUCCUGUACUUACUACAGCUCUCAUUUUCCCUAUAGUCCCUUACGCAUGGUGAGGCUAAUGUAGGUUACACGCAUUUAAGUGCGCUGACAUACACAUAUCGUGAGAACUAUGACCAAACGGGACACAAAACUUGAUAGAAUAUUUCAUGGCUGAACAGAUAUAUCAAAGUCAAGCUCAAAAAACUGAGGGUACCCAGGAUAUGUCUCUCCCCAGAGGGCUCUGUCCAUUGCAUAUAAGCGGAAGAAGAAAUGGCUGAUGCAAUAUAGAGAGAUCUAGACCAAGACAGUCUGUGUGUGUUAGGAGGAUGGAGAGAGCAACAAAGAUAGGAGAAAAAAAUUGAAGUAGGGAGGCUUUCAACAUCCUGUUAGCAGGAUUAGUCAGAACAGUGGCUAAAUCAUGCAUGAGCUCAGAGGAUGGUAAUGAAACCUUGCGAUGAAACGAGAUUGAAGCUCUGUGCUAGAGGGAAUGCCCCUUCACUCACACUCUCUCACACACACAAAUUCCUCAGAGGCGCAGCCAAGGGUGCAUUACCAGACGUUUCUUGUCUGGCACCAGUCUAUUUGGGGAGAACCAAUUCUCCCAUCCUCAUCGUUCUUUGUGGCUUCCUUAAGAGUGGAAUACAACUUUUUGACAAUCAGUUAUAGAAAAAAUAGUUUAUCUUAGGUUUAGAAUAACAGUUAAGAGAAAAAGGUAAAAUUGUCUUUCGUUUUCCAGGAACAUCACAGCAAAAGCGCCUAUCCUACUUUGAAGGGUCUGUCGUUACUUUGACAAAAGCCAGAAAAUGCUCAAGGGCCAUUCAAACAAACUGUGUACUUGUCUCCAUCUAAACUAGUUUUCUAAUGUUAGUUUGCGACUAUGUUCCUGUAGGCACACCAAUAGAACACACAUUUUGGAUGUCUUUAUCUAUCCAUCGAUUUCUGUUCUUGGGCUGUUUCUCAAUAUGCGUGUUCAAUGUGUUCUCAUCCAACAUAGGCAUGGGCCUGUUAAUGUUUCUGGUGGUAUGAUAACCUUGGAUAAAAAUAUCAGUUUCAGAGUAUUGUGAUUACUGCUCUAGAAUAUAUAAAAUAUUUUAAAUGUCUGGGAAAAAACAAAAACUUUUUUAAACAGUAUAUUUUAUUUUUAUUUCUUACAUAAACCUUAGGUACCCUGCAGGCGCAGGACGUCAUUAUGACGUUAUACUGACGGUUUACCCUAAUGCACCCCAAUGUCAUGAGGAUGAUGGAUUUUGUUCGGAAAUGAAAAUCGGGUUGACGUCAGAACCCAACGUCAGGCAUACGUCAAUGUCCAACGUCCAACCUAAAAUCAACCAAAUGUAUAAUCAUGUUACACCUUGACGUUGUGUGGACCUUACCACAAUGACAUCUAUCAGAUGUUGGAUUUUGGUCACUUUCCAAUACAACCUAAAAUCAACCAAAUACAAACUUAAUUUGAUGUUUUUAUUGCACGUUAAAAUGGAGAAUUUUGGUCACCCGAUGUCAUGAUCUAAAACUAACCUAAUAUUAAGGUCUUAUGAUGUUGUGCCUGCUGGGAAUGCUAUAACAGAUAAUUUUGGCUGUUUUAAAACCUUGACUUUACCAAACCACGUUAUACCUUGAAAAAUUAUCAUCGCAUGCAUAAUCCACCGUCACCAUCAAUCUCCAAAGUUGGAUGCAUUAAAGAAUCCAGAUGAAAUUGAAGAUGCAUCGAAGAGUUAUUGCAGCUAUAUAAAAGAAGAGGAAAGCUCCAAAUUUUAUAUUCAAUAUUAUUUAAAGUUUAGAUAUAUAACUUGUUUAUCUCAGGAGCUUCUUUAAAUGAGAUGAAGUAAACUUUCAGAUGAAAAUUUAAAUAAAGGCAUAAACACAUGGAAAGGUGUUUAUUUACUGCUUUUUGCAAAGUAACUUUGUAAUGGUUUUGUACAUGUUAUAUAUUAAAAACAAAAACAAAUAGAACAGAUCAGUGUAUGAAUGUUUAAUCAUUUUCAGUGAAAACGUAAAGCUCAUGUAACCAUCAGGAAGACUGCAGCAUCCCAUUCCUCACAGCAUGUGUAUUUAUGAUCUUUUUUCUUCCAAGGUAACUCAACAAGACCUGUCUUCACGAGAACGCGAGUCCAAUCACAGUGUUCAUGGUAUUGAGAAACAGCCUUGUAGUCUUGAAUACCACGCAGAUUAAUUAAAUCAGCUGUAUUUAAUUAGUUUAAUAAUAUUUGGUAUUGAUGUGUAUCCAAUGCAUUGUUGGGAAACAUUGUUAUAAACAGAUUUAUUUUGACCCUUGCAGCACAUCUUGCUGGUUUUCAACAUUUUAGGCCACAAAUUGCCUAUUCAUUCUACAUCAGGUGAUGACUGUUUUAAACACAGAGCUUAUAAGAAUUAGGCAGGAUCGAAACAAUUACAUUUGGACAAGUGUUUUGAGUGUUUACACUAGUAAAUCAUAAUGCAGUAGUAAUUAACAUUUUUGCAGUUUGAAAUUGCAUUCUAGCUAUAUGUUUUUUGAGCUGAUGCAUAUCUAGAGAAGCAAACCCAUUAAACUGGUGUUACUACAGAAAUGCUAUAAACCAUCCAGGUCAGUUCUGUUGCCCUUGUCUAGUUGUAUUUAAUGCAAGAGUGCACUGUGCAUGAAGGGCCCCUUAGUGUCAUUGAAAAUACAUCUUUGAGAUCUUCACUGGAUGCAACAGUUUCAGUUUUUUUAAAGGUUCAAGAAUAUUUGCCCCAUUUGACUUGAUGCAGCAUCUACAGUACUUAUUUUAUCCAAAUUAAUUUUAUUCUAUUAUGUCUAUGAAUGGUAGCUCGAAAUAACCAAGCACAGUUACAGACUGCCCUUGAAUGAGAAAAAGACCUGUGUGUCAAGAAGUACUACUUUUUUCCUGGUUUAUCAAGCACAUGAAACUCCUCAAGUGUGUUUUUAAAAUCUUUGUUUAGGCUUCAGCCAUGUUGGAUUCUUAGCAUCCACAUGGUGAGGUGGAAUACAGACCUAAAUGAAAUAUCAAAAUUGCACAAUAUUCAUACAUCAAUGUUUUGCUUCAUUUUUGUAAAAUGAAUACAACUUUGUUAACCAAAAAUAAAAGUUAUGACAGAGAAUUAGCUAAUUAAAGGUCUAUGAGCUGAGACUGCCAAGAAUGUACUGACUGGAUGAAAACCAAGUGAACCGAUUUGAUAAUCCAACUCAGUUUAUUUCAAGUAAUGGCUCAAAGUUAUUACACUGGCUUAAGGGUUGCCAAACCCAUGUAAUAUAUAAGCACAUAUGUAACUUCACUGCCUGGAUAAAAAUAUAAAUUUUUGAAUUAUGCAGACGGAAACUCUGAUAAUCACUGAAGGGCCAUGAUUGAUUAGAGAAUGAAUGAAGGAGUGUGACUAUCCUGUCCCUGCAGUUUCAUAUCAGGGACUGAUACUGUAGCUAAAAAUGUAUACUGUAUUAUACAAAGGUUUAUCAGAUAUUUAAAUAUACCCCUUUUCUCUUUUUUUUUCUUAUAUCAAUUACUGUAACUCACCUCUUAUUUUUUUCUUAUAAAGAACUAUACAAAAUAA
Messenger RNA from Danio rerio (zebrafish), 4923 nucleotides. The record is from RefSeq and is a predicted model, not a curated record. Lineage: Eukaryota; Metazoa; Chordata; Actinopteri; Cypriniformes; Danionidae.